Molecule: messenger RNA, 3033 nt
Organism: Closterium sp. Naga37s-1
Lineage: Eukaryota; Viridiplantae; Streptophyta; Zygnematophyceae; Desmidiales; Closteriaceae
Source: the annotation of a GenBank genome assembly
AUGGAGUGGUUAACGAGCGCCGAGGGCCUGAAUGCCCGUCAGGAGCUGGAGGCGUCCGUUCGUGAGCACCACCCUAGCUUGCGUGAUGAGGAGGUCGACCUCAUUGUGGACGGUCGUCUACUACGCAUGGUUCGGGAGCGCGCGGCGGAGCAAGCACCUGCGAGCGGCCAACAAGGAGGAAUCGGUGAAGGAGGAGCUGAGCACGAGGCUCUUGGUGCCGUGGGCAUUGAUGGAGGAGCUGUUGCACCGACCAUUGACACGGGAAUGAUCGGGGCGAGCUACGGCCAAUUCAAGUUUGGAGUAGAGCACAUCUCCGUAUCGCCGCUGCUGGAGGGAAGGCACGAUCUUACCGUGUGGGUCAGCGCCAUCCGACCUCAGCUCCAGUGUGCUGAUUUGUGGCAGUUUUGCAACGGGACAGCACCAAGCCCGGCCCCAAACAACCUCUUGCAACGAAGGGAGUACGCAAAGGUCCAAAUGCUUGCAUUCAUGGUGCUGAACCGAUGUGUUUCUCCACCCAUCCGAAUGUCCAUCUCUGGUUUCUCUCAGCAAGAGAAAGCCGGGCAGCUAGCAUGGGCAUAUAUCUUGUCUACUUAUCAAGUUCGUGAUGCCCUCCACGCUUCCCUACUUCAGACCCAGUUAGCCCAACUCAGGAAGGGAGACGAUGAGACAGCGGAAUCCUACUGCAAUAGGGCCCGCACCAUCCGAGCGGAGCUGCUGACCAUUGGACAGGAGGUCCACAUGGCCACGUUUGCCGCCCACGUGCUCAAGGGCCUACCAUCGGAGUACGGAUUUCUUCGCCGCAAGCUCGAAAUUUCCAGUCCUGACAUGACGGUGGAACGCGUGUGCAGCGAGGUGUUGAUGGAGGAGCAGACUCUCUCCAUCGAACAGAGUUACAAGCAGAUCACCAGCGAUGCAUCAGCUUUCUCGGGCGCUGGCAACACCAUCGUGGCUACAACGGGGGUCAACGGGAAGGAAGGAAAAGGGGGAAGGGAGCAGACGGACAAGAAGAAGGAUGGCAAGCGGGAGAAGAAGCGAGCCCCCUUCAAGGGGCGCUGCUACAACUGCAAUGAGGAGGGGCACAUGGCUGCCAAGUGCCCCAACAAGAAGAAAGAUACAACGCCCGCGGCAGCCGCGAACGUAGCUGAAGGAGACGGGAAGGGCGUGGCGCUCACCGUCGCGUGUUCGGCUGCAAAGUUGCUGGCCGACGACAAGGACUUGUGGUUCCUUGACUCAAGAUGCUCUCAACACAUGACCGGCCGCAAGGAGUGGUUCACGGUGAUCCGUGACCCAUCUGCAACGAAAUCAGUCAAAGGGUUUGAUGGUUCUAUGCAGGAAGUUGCCGGUGUUGGUGAGGUUUUGCUGGAGGGCACUAACGGCUUGCGUGUGACCCUACAUGAUGUCCUCUUUGUGCCAGGAAUGAAGGCCAACUUGGUCUCCCCUGGGCAGCUCUUGGACAAGGGAGCAAAGCUGCAAACCGAGGAAGGUGUCACUCGCAUCAUCGCAUCAGGAGGUCAAGUGGCUGCAACGGCACGAUACCGCCAUCACCUUCACUGCCUUGACAUGAAACCGGGGCCAGCAAGGAACGGUGCGAUGGCUGCAGCGGCAUGCAACGGCACGGCGGCUGUAGCGGCAUGCAACGGCACGGCGGCUGCAGCGGCAUGCACCAAUAUGGCGGGUGGAGCGGCGAGCAACAGCACAGCGGCUGCAGCGACAUGCAACGGCACGGAGGCUGCAGCGGCAUGCAACGGCAGGGCGGCUGCGACGGCAUGCAACGGCAGGGCGGCUGCGGCGGCAUGCAACGGCACGGUGGCUGCAGCAAUAUGCAACAAUACGGCGGCAUGCAAUGGCAUGGCGGCUGAGGUGGCAUGCAACGGUAUGCCUAAGGCAUUUGCUGAGAAUGACCAUGCUGGUGCGGUGCAGUGGACAGCCACAAACAGUGGCAUGCUGGGCAUGGACCUAGAGAAAGGAGGGGAGGACACGUCGAGCGCCUCCUCCCAAGAAGCCAAACUCACUCGUCAAACGCUUCCGCUGCCUGACGAGCGAGAGGGGGAGGUUCUUGGGAUGGUCCAUGGCCCUGGGCAGAAUCAACCGCCGUCACGUACUGUCAUCAUAAUCACAGUGCCGUCCGUGCAAGGGGGCGAACAACCGUUUGAUCGUUCGGUUGACCCUGCGGGCAGCAACGCAACCAUGGCUCCACCAGCUCUCUGUCCAUCCUUAGCUGCUGGCUUGGCACCUGUGGGACCAGAUGUUGGUCCCUCUGCGGAUGAACGUCGUGCAGCUGAUGAAGACAAGGAAGGAGAGGCAACGGACCUGAAAUCGGCGGCAACCCAUGGGAAGGACCCCAUACCUACGGUUCCGCCCCUCCAGCCCACUCCCCCACCCCCAUGUCAUUCUAGCAGGUCCAACAAGGGUAUGCCACCUGUACGGUUUCCCACAUCAACCAUGACGGCCUCGGAUGCGGAUGAUGGCAACAACAUGUACGACAUGGCAUUCCUUGCUGGAGGUGUUUAUGGCACGGACAUCUACUAUGAUGUGGAGUACUUGGAUGAGGCUGAUGAGGAGGAAGGGGGAUUGGGGAGCGUCAUCAUCAACCUCGGAGUAACCUUGACCGGACCUGAAGGCAAGGUGGUGGACAAAGGUCUCCUCGUGGUGGAAUACAUGUCGUCCACGGAAGGCUAUCUUGGUCUGCAGAUUGUGCGCGACCGCCCCAACAAGACACUCCUCCUGCACGAGAAUGCAUAUGUGGCGAAGGUGCAGGAGCGGUUCUUCAAGGGGGCGCCACUGAAGAAGCAGCCGAUCACCCCUCUCUCCUCUACCAGCUUUGUCAUGGAGGAUGCUGAGCUGUUUGCCGAUCGCACCAUGACCGACCGCCUUGCAGCAGGUGCACACCUCAGGACGGAUGCGCAUUGUCAUAAGCCCUUCCGCACACACUCCUACAAGGCUGCCUCAACGGACAAGGGGCUGCUGUUCAAGGGAGGACCAAAGACAGCCAGGCUGGUCCAGCGUGCUCCUGACAGCAAGGGGGCGUAUUAG